UGUUUAUGGUUCAGAAUUUAAUUUAAUUUCUAGUUAUGCUCUGUUUAUGGUUCAACUAAAAUAUACUAAAAUUAAUUUUUUUAAUUCUGAAUUCUCUACUUCUAUGAUUUAGAUGGCAUCUGAAAGUACAAGAAAAGAUCCUGCAUGGAAAUAUGCACAUCAGUUAGAUCCUAAGAACCCAAAUCAAUUUAAGUGUAAUUUUUGUGGUAAAGUAUCUAAUGGAGGGGUUUAUAGAGUUAAACAACAUCUUGUUGGAGGUUCAAGGAAUGUCACAGUUUGUCAAAAAUGUCCACUUGAUGUAAGGGAAGAGAUAAAAGAGUAUAUGGGAAACAAGAAAACACAGAAAGAUCAAAUGAACUUGUUGCCUCAUAUUGAUGAGAUGAACAAUGAUUUUGAAGAGGAUGAAGAUGACAUUGCUUAUGAGAUUCAGCGGCCUCGUGGAUCAAGUAGUAAAGCAUUGCCAAGCAAUCAAAAUAGUUAUUUUGCUGGAUCAAAAAGGUUGAAGAAGAAGGGGCCCAUGGAUGUAUUCUACACACCAAAUCCUGAUUUUGUGGUGCAAAAUAGAAAAGGAAAACAGACAACAACUUCAAAGACACCAUCAUCAUCGAGGGCAAGGCCAAGGGGUUCUAGAUCAUCAAAUGCAUGUCAAUUGAUAGAUGAGGAAGAGGCAGAUUCAGAGGAGACAGAAGAGGAAGAUGUAGAAGGAUACAAAUCCAAUGAUGAAGAAGAAGAUUAUGAAUUGCGUGUUGUUGAUAUUGAGGAUGAUGAUGAUUGUUAGAUCCUCAUUGGAUAAAUGGAAGCAAAGACUUUAU
This is a messenger RNA of Camellia sinensis, 812 nucleotides long. NCBI's taxonomy places the organism in Eukaryota, Viridiplantae, Streptophyta, Magnoliopsida, Ericales, Theaceae. The record is from RefSeq and is a predicted model, not a curated record.